GUUCGUCUUUAGCUGGUGCCGCACACACAUACAAACCCUCUGGCAGAUAUGGUCAGACUGCUUGUCCACUGGAUUUUUUUAUUUUGUUGUGUCUUUGUCCAAGCUGAAAAUGUCACAGAUUUUGAAAAAUGCAAACAUUUGUUUUACAACAAGCAAGAAGUGAAAGGUUUUGAUGGCACGUAUAAAAAAGUAUGUCACAUCCAAAAUGAUACUCAUGUUUUUGCCACACUUUACAACGAGGACAACACAAGUCCUCUUUACAGCGCAUUCAUUUUGAAUUCAGACGGAUGUGAAAGCAGCAUCAACUUGGCCUCAGAAUGGGUGGAUUCAGAGUGUCCACCAGACCAAAAGAUCAAUAAAAGCAACUAUGAUGCAGCAAAAGAAGUAAAUAGUUUUUAUACGUCAAGUAACGUCUACUGCAGCAACAGGAUUCUGAACAGUCAUGAAUGUGGCCAGGUGCCCAUGGAUCACAUCGGUGGGUCUGACAUUGUUGUUCUGGAAGCCACCUUCUACGAAUUUCAGUGGAAAAUGUUUGAGGAAGCAGUGAGAGUCAUUUUAGGUACAUCAUUAACAAAUGGAACAGUUUAUGUAAUUACAGGUUUGGUACCUUCGGACCAGCUACCCACAGUAAAAAGCCUUUGCCCAUUCUACUCUGCAACAGACAAGGUGACCACAACCACCGUCCCUUGCUUUAUCUGGAGAGCAUUGUGUUUCGAGGCAGCAGACCCCCAAGACUCGUUCUCCUUAGCCUUUAUGGGAAAUAACAAGCGUGGUGCUGUUAUGAAACCCGUCACAGUGAAACACCUAGAGCAUAUCCUUAAACAACAAUACAACCAAACAGAUUUUCAAAUCUUUGAUGGCUGUUCCCAUGAAAAAGAUAAUGAAAUGUUCAUUCGUUUGAGUACACAAGUCUUUGUGCCAGAACUUUUCAAACAAGUUGCCAAGGAAAAUUUCAGCCCAAAUGCAAGAAGGACAUUGGAGACAAUUUUAUUUAAAGGUUUGCAAAACACUUUUAACUUUCACAUGGAACAUAUUUUGGUUGAGGACAUUAGUGUUAAAAUGGAAUACAAGAGUUGGAAUGACUGGUUUCAAAGCAAUGAGAAACUGAAGGCAAAUAAUAAACAGACCUGCUUAUUACAAAGCAAUGGCACACUAACGUUUGAGGGAAAGCAGCAAGUGGAAGAGUCCAAUCUCAUCUGCAGCCUGAGCUCAGAGAAGUCAACGCCGUGGGCGACAGUUACUGCUGAUGGCACCCCAUGCAUAGCGGGAGAUUAUUGUGACGUAAAAGAUGGGAGAAGAGAGUGCAGGACUAAAAGUGGAAUCAAGCCUUGCUGCUCAAGUCCAUGUCUCUACAACUCUAAUCAAAUGGCAUUUUUCUGCAAGUCUUUGGAGCAAACAAUUUUCUGUUCACCUCAAUAUUCCACUGUAACCAUUUCUAACAAACCGUGUGUCACUAAUCAGGAAUGUGCCACCUAUGGAAAAAGCUACUACUGGUGUUUCACACAAGAUGGGUCAUGGGAUUACUGCAUUCCCCCAACAGUCACAGGCAUUACAAUAAAAGGCGUGGAAUGCCUCAGUGGGACUGUGUGUGGCACCUAUGGAAAAAAAUACACUUGGUGUUUCAUUGAUACGAAGAGCAACUGGGAUUACUGUUGCUUAUCAAAUCUUCCAAAUGUGGCCAUCAAUGGCAAGAUGUGUCGUUCUGAUCAUAAGUGUGGCACCUAUGGCAAAGAUUACAACUGGUGUUACACUGGUCUGGACAACAGCUGGGACUACUGUUGCAUCCCACAAAUUUAGUUAAUUUAGUGUUCUAAAACCUUAUCCUAAAGAAUUGAAGUAAGUGUAAGAAGAAGAUACAUGCAAAAUAUAAUUUAGUAUGUAUGGCUAAUAGAGCUACUAAUCAGGAUUUCUUUACCAGUGUAUGCAUACAUCUAAUAAAUUAGCUGCAAUAAUUUUAGUAGGCAUGCUUUACACAUAGCAUACGGUAUAUAUUUUCAAUACAAAAUGUUUCACACUUAAUAUAAUAGAUAAUGGAUGUGGCAGAAGGCAAGUCCACGGACUUUAGAUAUGGUGGACACUAGCUUUGGUCAGAAAUUCAAAAACAUUUUGUUUUAACACAUGGGGCCAAUUUUAUCUUCAUUACAUAGCAUUUGGUAGCAUACCUUUUUUUGCCUGCCAUUAUUGCAAAGGCCUUCAGGUUUUUAGUUCCAGCUCAGGUUCAGAUGGACAUUUUGACCUUGGAGUCUCAGGCUACUUUCUGGGGUUUUGGAGAUCUUCACACUAUUGGCAGAGAAGAAAAGAAAUGGCUGAGGGUGACAUGUAUUCCACAAUGCACGCUCCUUGGCUUCCUUGCCAUAAAUGUAGCUAGGGGAACCAUGGAAAUAGAUAAGCAUCAUAUUGUCUCAUAAAUAUGUGAUUAUAAAAGGCUUUUUAAUUUAAUUAAACAGCAUAUAUCUAAUAUACAGUAGAUUCAGAAAGUCUUUAGGCUUUUCACAGUUUUCAUUUUUUUUAUGUUGCAGCCUUGUGCUAAAAUCAUUUAAAUUCAUUUUUCUCUCAUUAAACAACACUCAACAUCCCAGAAUGAUAAAGCAAAAACAGGGUAUUGGGAAUUUUUGUAGAUUUAUUAAAAAUAAAAAACUGAAAUAAUCCAUUGGCACAACUUUUCAGACCUUUUACUUAGUUGAAUCCCGAAAUGUGAAGUCCUGAAAACCAUGAAGACUGAUUUAGAUCCUUUAUGCUUGGUAGAAUUCCCAGUGCGGGCAGGGUGGUCUCAUGGCCUUGGAACUCCUGCAGAUUUUUUUUCCUCCAGUCCAUCUGGAGUUUUUUUUCUUCAUAUUGUAAAGAACUUUGAGCUACACCAUUUGUAUGAAAAUGUGCUAUAGAAAUAAAUGUUGUUGUUGUUGAAGCUGCUUGGGUAGCAAUUCCAGCCUGCUGUCGUCUUGUGUUUGACAUGACAAGUUUCACACACCUGGAUUUGGGGAUGUUCUGCCCUUUAUUUCUGCAAAUUCCUCUGAAGCUCUGUCAGGAUGGAUGGAGACUGUUGGUGGACAACUGCUUCCAGGUCUCUCCAGAGAUGUUUGUCUCUAAGCCACAACUGUGUUGUUUUAAAUAUGUCCUGUUGGAAGGUGACCUUUUGGCCCAGUCUGGCAUUCAGUGUACUCUGAAUAGGUUUUCAUAAAGGAUAUCUCUGCACUUUGCUCCAUUCGGCUUUUGCUCAACCCUGUCUAGUCUUCCAGUCCCUGAUGCUGCCAUUACCAUGCUUAGCCGUUGGAAUGUUAUUGGGCAAGAUAAGCAGGGCCCGGUUUCCUCCACACAUAACACUUAGAAUUGUGGACAAACAGUUCAAUGUUCAAGUCAUCAGAAUAGAGAAUGUUUAUUCUCAUAGUCAGAAAACCCUUUAAGUGCCAUUUUCCAAACUCCAAGUGGGCUUUCAUGUGUCGAUUGACCACUCUGCCAUAAAGCCCAGAUUAGUGGAGUAUUGCAGUGGUGGUUGUCCUUCGGGAGGUUUCUCCUACCUUUGCUCAGGUUCUCUGGACUUCAGACAGUGUGACUACUGAGUUCUAAUUCACUUCUCUUUUUAUUGCUCUUCUCCCACAAUUUCUCAGUUUGGCUGGGCAUCCAACUUUAGAAAGAGUUGUGGUUGUUCUAUUGGAAGUCACCGUGCUGUUCAUUCAGUCAAUCAGCUUUAUUUAAAGUGCAUAAUCACCAUGCAGCUUGGUGCCAAUACACUGUACAAAUGACAAGAAUGCACAGGACAAGAUAUAAAGUAAGGAAAUAAAAUUAGAAAUUAAAAUAAAACAACAUCAACAUUGAAAGAAUAAUAAAUUUUACAAUUUAAAUAAAACUACAUUAAAAUACUAAAUUAAGGUAUGUCGAGAAGUAAUAAAAGAAAUAAUAAUUUCUUGGGAGCUUUCAAUGCUGCAGUUAAGUUCUUUUGCAGCUUGCCCUGUCUGUAAGCUCUGCAGAAAUAUCUUCAAUCUCAAGGCUUGGUUUUUGUUCAAUGGUUGACCUUCUAUAGACAGGCAUGUGCCAUUCCUAAUCAGUUCAAACAACUUAAUUGACAUUAUAUGGACACCAAACAACGUGUAGAAACAUCUCAAUGAUGAUCAGUAGAAUGGGAUGCACUUGAGUCAAAUUUGAAGUGUCAUUGCAAAGGGUCUGAAUAUUUGUGUCAGUGUGAGAUUUCAGUUAUUUUUUUUUUUUGAUUAACUUUUUAAUAACUAAAGAUGAAUUGACAAGAUAUAUGAAUAAAUGGACAAAGCAUACAAAGUAACCUAACUCACCCUCUCCCACCCGGCCUGGGCAAAUUGGCAAAUUUUUCUAAAUUCCUUUUUUCGCUUUGUCAUUCUCGAUUUUUAAGUGUUGAUUGAGGGAAAAAAAUGAAUUGACAUGAUUUUAGCACAAGGCUGUCAUAAAACAAAAUUUUACAAAUGAAGCCGUCUGAAUGCUUUCUGAAGAAAUAGUGCAUAGUUGUAUAGUUAUAUCUGUGUGUGAUUUAGUAGAAAUUUAAGUAAUGCAAUAUUGAAAUGCUUUCUGUAUUAACUAAAUAAUAUAUAUUAAACAUGAUGACAUAUGUAUUUUAAAGGUUUCAUUAUCCUGCACAGCUAAGUGGUGCUUCACUAUAUUAUAAUAAGCUGUGGAUUUCAAAAUAAACAUUGUUUUAAGCAUGAUAA
Messenger RNA from Erpetoichthys calabaricus (reedfish), 4673 nucleotides. RefSeq lists its product as uncharacterized. NCBI's taxonomy places the organism in Eukaryota, Metazoa, Chordata, Cladistia, Polypteriformes, Polypteridae. The record is from RefSeq and is a predicted model, not a curated record. The transcript is spliced from 2 exons. Bases 49 to 1797 code for a protein of 582 amino acids.